Messenger RNA from Nicotiana attenuata, 671 nucleotides. RefSeq lists its product as uncharacterized. The record is from RefSeq and is a predicted model, not a curated record. Lineage: Eukaryota; Viridiplantae; Streptophyta; Magnoliopsida; Solanales; Solanaceae. The transcript has 5 exons. Bases 115 to 333 code for a protein of 72 amino acids.
UUCAUCUCCUCUCCUGUUUCUGAAGUUGAAAGUCCUGAGUUUUCUCGAAUCUUCGGGAACUCGAGAUCCUAAUUUAGCUGGUUCCUUAUUCCCCAAAAGUUGUAGCAAUCAGCCAUGGCUGGAGGAGGAAACUUUAUUCAUAGGGUUAUUUCUUAUGUAGCCAACGAAUUGAUCGUCAAUGGACUCGCCAACAGCCCUGGUUUCCAAAGAUUUGCUGUAAGGACCUCGAGGAGAAUGGAGGAUCUAUCUAAAAUGGCUGAGCAAAAGAAGAGAGAAGUUGCUGACCUGAUCAAGGAUGUGUCCAAAAACUCCGAGUCUUUCAAGAACCAGUGACUUGGCAGGAAGGUGUAAGGAUGUACAUAGUUGCUUUUUCUUUUUCCUCUCCCAUACUAAUAUGAUGAAGAAAAUUGAGUCCUCAUAGCUGUGUGAUUACAAGAUCUCAAGGAUAAUUGCAGUUCUGUGAUGUGGCUGUUGUUGCAUACGGCGGUGUGGAAGUGAUCAUGGUAGUAACACUAUAAUAUUGUUGCAUUUUUAGUGUUAUUUGAUUUCGUAUGUUUGUUGCUUUUGUGAUGUCUCAAUAGAACUCCCUUGGAUCUCCUGUAAGGGAUUACAUUGUCAAUUUUAAAUAAUGUCUCUACACGGUAUGAGAAAUUAGUGCACUUCUUCCCUUA